UUACCAUGCAUUACAAUAAGAAUGUAAGAUGAUGUGAUUAUAUGUACAGUUUUUUUGACAAUGUACGUAUUGUGAUAGUUGUUCUUGAAUUUUAUGCGUGAAUCAUGACGGAGUCGGAACUUUGCCGGCUCUGCGCCGAAACCAAAGAGAAUUUUAUUGGAAUUUACGAUGCAGAAGGACAAAAAUUAGCCAUAGAAGCCAAAAUUGCUAAAUGUUUACAAAUUCAGGUAUUAAUAAAUGAUGGAUUACCGAUUAUAGUUUGUAUAGAUUGUUGUAUUUUACUAAAUCAGUGUAGUGAAUUUUUUGAAAAAACUAAUCAAGCACAAGAAUCUUUAAAACAGUUGCUUGUAGAUUCUAAAAUUGAGCCACAACCAUUAGAAACAAAUAUAAAUUAUAUUCAUAGAACAGUUACAUUUCCAAAAGAAGAAGAAGAAGUGGGAGAAGGAAUUAUUCAAUGUCAUUUAUCAAAUAACUACAUCCAUGAUAGAUCUGAUGUUUCACAUAACUAUUUUAUUAAAGAAAAUAAAAAUAAUAAUCAUGAAAAGUAUGAUACUGAAGAACAUCAGGACAUUAUGAAACAAAAGAAAUGUAAAAUUCAACUGAAAAAAACAUCACUUAAACAAACUAGAAAAAAAUUAAAACGAAAAAAUCAGAAUCAAAAAAUAGAAGAUUCAGACAUGUAUAUAAAUGCAAAUUUAAAGAAGGAGCACGAUAAUAUAAGUGUAAAAGCUAAUGUAAAAAUUCCUGAUAAUUAUAUGACAGGUACCGAUUCAGAUUUAGAAAUCAUAGAAUCACAUACUGCAGAAACAUUAAAAUUUGGACAUAAAAGAGGAGAAAAUUUAAGUAGGUAUCCUUGGCUUUGCACAGACUGUAAUGAUAAGCUACCUAGUUUAGAAAAAUUAGAGGAACAUCAUGAAACUGUUCAUAACCAACAAGCAAAAUAUAUGUGUGUAUUAUGCUAUAAAGUUUAUGAUAAAUAUUAUGGUUUUCUCACUCAUGUUAAACGACACAAAAACAAGACAAAAUUUAGUUGCGAUGAUUGCGGAAAAUCGUUUGUACAUAAAAAAGGAUUAGAUUCUCACAAAGCAAUUCAUAGCGAAGAACGGCCUCAUGUGUGUCAAACUUGUGGAAAAGCAUUUAGGCAGCAAAAUGCUUUAUAUAUACAUAGUCGGUGUCAUUUACCAGAUACUAUGAAAAAUAGAUUCCCAUGUGAUCAGUGUGACAAAAGAUUUUCAACAAAACCAAAUUUAGUCACACAUAAACGAAUUCAUUCUGGUGUUAGAAACUUUACAUGUGACCAAUGUGGCAAGAGUUUUAUUCAGAAAGGAAAUUUAGAAGCUCAUUUUUUAACUCACUCAGCAGAUAAGCCAUAUAAUUGUACUCAAUGUUCAUAUUAAAUAUUCAAAUAUUUAAAAUAAUUUAGUUUUAAAACACCAUUACAGUUAAAAAAACAUGAAACAGUUCAUACAGGGGCAAAGCCGCAUCAAUGUGCUGUAUGUGGAAGAACUUUUAGAGAAAAAGGUACAUUAAGGGAGCACCACAGAAUACAUACUGGUGCAAUGCCAUUUACAUGUGAAUUUUGUGGUAAAUGUUUUCGCUUUAAGGGAAUAUUAACUACACAUAGAAGGCAACAUACUGGUGAACGUCCGUACAGUUGCUUAGAGUGUCAACACCAUUUUACAAAUUGGCCAAAUUAUAAUAAGCAUAUGAAACGUAGACAUGGUAUUAAUACAUCACAUACAAAGCAUUUAUCACAAUCUCAGCAAAUACAAUCACAGCAGCAAUUACAAGGACAACAACCAGAACAGUCACAAAUAGUUCAAUCAAAUACUUCAGAACAUUCUCUUCCUAUACCUAAUACAGAAUCAUCAACAGUUCACGUGAUACAAACUGUUUCACAUGCAUCUACAACUCAACCAAUUGUUGUACAAACUAUUCCAACUACUACUAUUCAAAAUUUUCAACCUGAGGUGUCCAGUACAAUACAAGAUACAGUGUUCAGAGAAAGGAAUACAACAUAUUUUAAUGCAAUGCCAGCAACUCUGCAAAAUUUUUUACCACCUAAUUUAUCAUACAACUUUUAUAAUAUUUCUAAUGUUACAUAUAGAGAAUGA
Molecule: messenger RNA, 2114 nt
Organism: Habropoda laboriosa
Lineage: Eukaryota; Metazoa; Arthropoda; Insecta; Hymenoptera; Apidae
Product: zinc finger protein 436
Cellular component (GO): nucleus
Molecular function (GO): zinc ion binding
Source: RefSeq, a predicted model, not a curated record